AACAUCAAGUUUUCGGUACCGCAAGAGGACAGUCAUAUGUUUUUCAAGUAUAACACUUAUUGGGGGCCUAAUUGUUGUAGGCCUAGCAAUGAAUGAUAUUAAUUAUAUGCGUUACGAUAGAGAUGCUGCCACCAAAUGGGAACUGGGCGUCCAUAUACCUGGUCUGGCCCUACAGUUUGUCGGCCUAUACGGCUCAUACAGAGAACACGAACAGGCAAUCGGAUCCUACGGUCUACUGAUGAUACUGUUUGCCUGUCUGUCCAUCGGUACAAACGUUUGGUCCGAUUUUAUAGUCAACUGGCUGUUGACUGUCCUCUACGUACUGUGCAGUUGUACGGCCCUGACGUUUGCCUACGAGAUGCGCCGGUUGCGGCUGAAUGCGGCCAUUGCGGCCCAGUUAUGGCAAACCACUGCCGGCGGCGGUGUUGGUGUUAUACCGGUUCAUACGGCCAAUAAUUUUGUCUAUACAACACCGGCCACAAUGGGCAACACUGUUAUUAUCGGUAGUGGACAGCACCAGCAGUCGGCCGUUAUAUUGCCGACUACUACUACUACACAAUAUGGUAAUCAAGGGGGUGUCAUCCAAAUGAUUAGUCCGGUAUCGAUGAUACAGCCGACUAGUGGUACUACUAUGAUGGCCAACACUUCGACAGUGUAUCAUCAUCAGCCCGGAGCUACUGGCGGUGGUCAUGUCUAUCCGUUAAAUCCCGGAGCCAGUCGUGGCCAGUAUGCCGAACAACCGCCCAGUUAUCAACAAUCAGAGACCAAUAAACAUUAUUAAUAAUAAUACUAAUAAUAAUGCUAACAAUUAUUGUUAUAAUAUUAUUAUACUGUA
Messenger RNA from Oppia nitens, 835 nucleotides. RefSeq lists its product as uncharacterized. NCBI's taxonomy places the organism in Eukaryota, Metazoa, Arthropoda, Arachnida, Sarcoptiformes, Oppiidae. The transcript has 2 exons. The coding region runs from base 89 to 781 and encodes 230 amino acids. The record is from RefSeq and is a predicted model, not a curated record.